Sungouiella intermedia is the source of this 1440-nucleotide messenger RNA. The record is from the annotation of a GenBank genome assembly. NCBI's taxonomy places the organism in Eukaryota, Fungi, Ascomycota, Pichiomycetes, Serinales, Metschnikowiaceae.
AUGUACUCGCUAGUGUUCUUUCUUUUCCUUCAAGUCAUCUCGGCUGCUCCUCUUCCCAGAGUGAUCACCCGAAUGCACACGGCUCAGGCCAUCACUUCUACCUUCACUACAACUACAGGCACCACCACUGUGUGGUUGCCACCUGUUGAGAUCUUCAUUUCCAAUGGAGUCACAUACACAUUUACAAUGACUGAGGGUCAAUGGGCCACCACUCCAGUGACCACAACUUCAAUUUACAACAAGGCAGUAGAUGUUGCUACUACUGCUGAGACCACUCCUGCUGCUGAAACUACUCCUGUUGAUCAGAAUACUCCUGCUGCUGAGACUAAUGCUGGUGAGAACGCUCAAGGCAAAAACACUCCACCUGCUGCUGAAACUACUCCUGUUCAAGCUGCUACUACUCCAACCACUCAGGCAGCAGCUCAGACCUCGUCUGCAACUACUCAGACUUCUGUCAUUACUCAGACUCCAACCAUCUCCAACAUUGUCGUUGACACACCAACAACAUCAACCACACCAACAACAUCAACUACACCAGCAUCUUCAACUACACCAACAACUUCAACUACACCAACAACUUCAACCACUUCCACUUCUUCCACUUCUUCCACAUCUUCCACAUCUUCGUCUUCUCCUUCUGGCGGAACCAUUAGUCCUCCAAGUUACAUUGUUUACAGUCCAUACGCAAACGACAGAUCGUGCAAGGACUACAACACUAUCAAGAGUGACUUGGAGUUGAUCCAAUCAAAGGGAAUCAACAAGCUCAGAAUUUACUCCACCGACUGUGCUACUCUCACUGCCAUUCUUCCUCUUGCUCUGACUAUGGGCAUGAAGGUCAACCAGGGCUUCUGGAUCUCAUCUGCCGGUGUGGACUCCAUCGACUCCAACGUUUCGGACUUGAUCGACUGGGCAGGUGACAACGGCUGGGACUUGUUUGAGUUCAUCACCAUCGGAAACGAGGCCAUUCUUGCUGGCUACUGUUCCGUGUCCGACUUGAUCUCCAAGAUCGCAAGUGUCAAGGCAUUGUUGAGAGAAGGUGGCUAUACUGGACAAGUCACUACGUCGGAGCCUCCAGCUACCUUUAUUGCCAGUCCGGAAUUGUGCACGGAAUCGGAAAUUGACUUUGUGGGUAUCAACUCCUACUCCUACUUCAACGCUAACUUGUACCCAUCCCAGGCUGGAGAGUACGCCGUUGGCCAGCAAGCACAGAUCGCUCAGCUUUGCUCCAAGAGUGCUUUCAUCACAGAAUCAGGCUACCCACACCAGGGAGACACUCUUGGAGUCAACGUUCCAUCUCCAGAAAACCAGCACAUUGCAAUCAAGGCCAUCAUUGAAAGCACUGGAGGAGAUGUGACCAUUUUGACCACGUUCGAUGAUUUCUGGAAGGACCCAGGACAGUAUAACGUCGAGCAGUACUUUGGAACGAUUGACCUUUUCUAA